AUGGAGAUGAAUUACAAUGAUGCAGAAUUGCAUCGCAUAGAGGAAGAACUCCACAUGGAGAUCUUGCCUGGUACUGAGAUCAUGACAGAUGUAGGAACUCACCACUUCGUUAAAGGCCAUAACGGUGUCCUCGUUCCCCAACCCUCAGACGACCCCCACGACCCUUUGAAUUGGUCCAUGAAGUGGAAGUUUCUCGCAAUCACAGCCAGCAGUCUCGUGUCUUUCAGUCAAGGCUUCGGUCCUCUGGCGCUCGCACCUGCCUUCGGAUACUAUGUCGAAGAAUUCAACUGCUCGCUUGCAGACGCAAUCCAGUUCACUGGAGUCAGUAUUCUCAUCCUUGGAUUCAGUAACUUUAUCUGGGUACCACUCAGCUCGUCCUUCGGCCGUCGUGUCGUGUACAUUGCUAGUCAGUUGAUCUGUCUGGCUAGUAUGAUCUGGAGAGCUAGAGCACAAACUUAUGGCUCAUUCAUGGGUGCUUGUGUGCUCAAUGGUCUUGGUGCUGGUCCGGCUGAGUCGAUUCAACCUGCUGUCAUUGCAGAUGUAUUCUUCCUCCACAACCGUGGUUUCCAGAAUACCGUAUACUGGACUGCGUACAUGGGUAGUUUGAUGGUCGGACCCAUCAUCUCAGGAGCCAUGUCAGAUCGCCUCGGAUGGAGGUCAUUCUGGUGGCUCAACGUCGGUCUGGUUGCCGCAUCGCUCCUCAUGGUCAUCUUCGCUUUCCCUGAGACCAAAUAUCACCGUCCUCACCCCGAUGAGAUGCCUGGACCGACUACACGCAGCUACGAUGGUAGCAACUCAACCCUACCAGUACCUGACAAGCUCCAAGGCGGCCACGUUGAGGAUAUCGAGAUUCAACAAAUCGAGUCCAAGAGCGGUCUGCCUGAACUGUCCGCAACCAAGACAGCAGACCGUGAUCCCUUCCUCGGUAAAGGAUACCCCUCAAAGGCGCAAUGGAAGUUGUGGCAGUCCAACGAGCACCCAUGGAAGAGCAUGGCCAUCGACCUCUGGCUACCUUGGAAGUUGUUCGCUUUCCCCAUUGUCGAGUUCGCUGCUUUCGUCUGCAGUUGGUCGUGUUCAUCUUUCUUGACUCUCAACUUGACACAAGCUCAAGCCUUUGCUGCACCGCCUUACAACUUCUCUUCCGAGAGUAUCGGUUUCUUCAACUUUGCCAUCCUCAUCGGCGCAAUCAUUGGCCUGGCCACUUCUGGAAAGCUGAGUGAUUGGGUCGCCGCCAGAGCAACAAAGAGAAAUGGAGGCAUUCGUGAGCCCGAAAUGCGUCUCAUCGCCAUGAUCCCCUACGUGAUAGUAAUGUACAUCGGCAACAUCGUCGCCGCCAUCGGCAUGGAAAGAAAAUGGCCCUGGCAAGUCAUCGUCGUAAUCGCCUUCGGCGCCGCCGGCAUGCAAGUCGCUUCCAUCCCCUCCAUCGUAUCCACCUACGCCGUCGAUUCCUACAAGCCAGUCGCCGGCCCCCUCUUCGUCGCCAUCACCGUAAACAAGAACGUCUGGGGCUACGGUUUCUCCAAAUUCAUCACACCUUGGGUGGAGAAGUCGGGAUUCAUUCCUCCCAUCAUGACGAAUGGAUCUUUGGUGUUGUUGUGGUGUUUGUUUGGCGUCUUGUUUUACUACAAGGGCAAGACGUUUAGAAGAUGGUAUGUUGUGUUCCCUCACUCCUCUCUCCACUGUUCUGUAGUAGUGUUCUGUUCGCUAACCCCUUCGGAAUUUACAGGUCUCGUAACUCCUCCGUGCAUAAAAUGUAGAAAAUCUACAAAGAAAAAACAAGCAAGGAAGGGGAAGAGGAUGCGAUGA
This is a messenger RNA of Aureobasidium pullulans EXF-150, 1806 nucleotides long. Its product is annotated as serine/threonine kinase 16. The transcript is spliced from 4 exons. Lineage: Eukaryota; Fungi; Ascomycota; Dothideomycetes; Dothideales; Saccotheciaceae. Gene Ontology annotation, biological process: transmembrane transport. Bases 1 to 1806 code for a protein of 601 amino acids. The record is from RefSeq and is a predicted model, not a curated record. Gene Ontology annotation, molecular function: transmembrane transporter activity.